AUGACGGCGAAAUACGCGGACAUCAUUGUCACGGUGAAAGAUGGCGUCGGGACGAUCAAGGCAUCUAACAACAUCACUUCGAAAGACUUACCACUUGAACGUCACUAAUUGAGAGGCUUAGUUCAAUCGACCGAAAUCCCUCAACGCAUUCGGAGGAAGCAUGGUCGAAGACACCAUCGGCGCCCUGCGAGAACUCAACGACCACCCGGACACCACCUUUACGGUAAUCACCGGCGAAGGCCGAUUCUUCGCCGCCGGAGCAGACGUGACAGGUAGGUCCUGAAAAAAAAAAAAAACUCAUUUCGCUACCAUUAUUAUCCAUCUGAGAUAAUUUGUAUGUUCCUCCUCCCAGCGGUGGCGGGCAUAUCGAAUGAUUUCAAGAACGACGGCGAAAAGAAGGUCUUCUGGGCCCAGCGACUCGCCGUGGGCAUGGAGCUCGUCCGCAGCAUCAUCGACCACAAAAAGGUCCUCGUGCUCGCCAUGAAUGGGCCCGCCGUCGGCGCGGGCGCGGCCUGGUUCCAGGGGACGUCGGAUCUGUUCUACGCCGCCGAGGGCGCCUGGCUGCAGGUGUCCUUCUCGCAGAUGGGCCUCGUGCCGGAGAACGGCAGCGCCUUCAACUGGGCGUCCAACAUGGGCGUGCACCGCGCCAACGAAUGGCUCAUGUUCGGCGAGAAGGCGAGCGUGGAGGAGCUGAAAGCACUGGGCAUGGUGAACCGGAUCUUCCCCAAGGAAGGUUUCCAUCAGCACGUGCAGGAUUUCCUGGUGGAGAUGCUGAAGGAGCGGGACGGGAAGAGUAUGACGGAGAUGAAGCGGUUACAGAACGUGGGCAAGCGGGAUGCCCAGAUUCUGGCGCUGUUUGAGAGCUGGCAGGCGCUGAGUGAGAGGUUUGUCGAGGGUGAGCCGACGAAGCGGAUGAAGGCUAAGACGGCGGAGUUGGCAGGUGAGUUUCCUCGCCUCGACAAACAAUCCGAUGAGAUCCAUGCAUGACUGACCUUGCACAGCGAAGAGAAAAGGUCGAGAUUCCAAGAUUUAG
Molecule: messenger RNA, 1033 nt
Organism: Lecanosticta acicola
Lineage: Eukaryota; Fungi; Ascomycota; Dothideomycetes; Mycosphaerellales; Mycosphaerellaceae
Source: the annotation of a GenBank genome assembly